Molecule: messenger RNA, 3737 nt
Organism: Silurus meridionalis
Lineage: Eukaryota; Metazoa; Chordata; Actinopteri; Siluriformes; Siluridae
Gene: asap2a
Product: ArfGAP with SH3 domain, ankyrin repeat and PH domain 2a
Exons: 29
Coding region: 437-3412 (991 amino acids)
Biological process (GO): positive regulation of GTPase activity
Cellular component (GO): cytoplasm
Molecular function (GO): protein binding; GTPase activator activity
Source: RefSeq, a predicted model, not a curated record
ACGCUGUUCCAUUGAAUAGCUUCCACCUUCACUUUUGUCAAUUCUCUGCGCUUUUCAUUGAAUUGACCGGCGGCGGACCUGCAAGUGCACCAGCUAUCGAUCCUCACACUCCGGUGUGUUUCACGGCGCCGGGACGAGGCCGAUGAGCCAACUUUAGAGGGAUCUAAAUGAGAACAACGUCACAUGUGUGGUUUCUAUCGACAGUUUGAAAGAAAGCGAGUGCGGGGUAGCAGGGGGACAGAGACCUACUGAUGUGCCCCAUUCUCCGGUCGGUACACACAAUACAGCAAUGAUCUCACUCCGGGACGCGCGUCCUUUCAUUUCAUAAGAUUUCAGCAUCGGGAAGGGGGAAAGGACCAGUAAAAAACACGCACGUUUGUGGGAUUAAGGUCGGAUUUUUUCUUUUUUUUGCAAACAAAGAGGAAUAUACUGUACGAUGCCGGACCAGAUCACCGUGGCGGAGUUUGUAGCCGAGACGAAUGAAGAUUACAAAUCACCCACGGCCUCCAACUUCACCACCAGAAUGGUGCACUGUAGGAACACAGUGACUGCUUUGGAGGAGGCUUUGGAUGUGGAUCGAAGUGUUCUAUACAAAAUGAAGAAGUCAGUGAAGGCCAUUUACACUUCAGGAUUAGCUCAUGUUGAGAACGAGGAACAGUACACGCAAGCUCUGGAGAAGUUCGGCGAGAACUGCGUGUACCGGGAUGACCCUGACCUUGGCUCAGCUUUCCUCAAGUUCUCUGUAUUUACCAAGGAGCUCACCGCCCUCUUCAAGAAUCUGUUUCAGAACAUGAAUAACAUCAUCACAUUUCCAUUGGACAGUCUUCUGAAGGGCGAUCUGAAAGGGGUGAAGGGGGAUCUGAAAAAGCCGUUUGAUAAGGCCUGGAAGGACUAUGAGACCAAAGUCACCAAGAUUGAGAAGGAGAAAAAGGAGCACGCUCGACAGCACGGAAUGAUCCGGACCGAGAUCAGCGGCGCCGAGAUUGCAGAGGAGAUGGAGAAGGAGAGGCGCUUCUUUCAGCUUCAGAUGUGCGAGUAUCUCCUCAAAGUGAAUGAGAUAAAAAUCAAGAAGGGUGUGGAUCUACUGCAGAAUCUCAUCAAGUAUUUCCAUGCACAAUGCAAUUUUUUUCAGGACGGCCUAAAGGCUGUAGACAACCUGAAACCCUCUAUAGAGAAACUUGCAACUGACCUGCAUACGAUCAAACAGGCUCAGGAUGAGGAACGCAGGCAGCUCACACAGUUACGAGAAGUGCUGAAGACGGCACUUCAGGUGGAGCAGAAAGAGUCUAGGAGAGAUUCACAGGUGCGGCAGAGCACCACUUACAGUCUGCACCAACCGCAGGGGAACAAGGAGCACGGCACAGAGAGAAGCGGGAACCUGUACAAGAAAAGCGAUGGUCUUCGGAAAGUGUGGCAGAAGAGGAAGUGCACAGUGAAGAACGGCUACCUGACCAUCUCCCACGGGACGCCAAACAGACCACCAGCCAAGCUCAACCUCCUCACCUGCCAGGUCAAGCACAACCCAGACGAAAAGAAAAGCUUCGACCUCAUCUCACAUGACCGAACGUAUCACUUUCAGGCAGAGGAUGAGGCAGAGUGCCAAAUCUGGAUCUCGGUGCUGCAGAACAGUAAAGAGGAAGCGCUCAACAACGCCUUUAAGGGAGACCAGCACGUGGGCGAGAACAACAUCGUUCAGGAGCUGACUAAAGCCAUCCUGGGCGAGGUCAAGCGAAUGACUGGCAACGACGUCUGCUGUGACUGCGGCGCUCCAGGACCCACAUGGCUGUCCACUAACCUGGGGAUUCUGACCUGUAUAGAAUGCUCGGGGAUCCACAGGGAGUUGGGAGUGCACUACUCCAGAAUUCAGUCCCUCACGCUGGAUGUCCUCAGCACAUCCGAACUCUUGCUGGCCAAGAACGUAGGGAAUGCUGGCUUUAACGAGAUCAUGGAAGCGUGUCUGAGUGCAGAAGAUGGGGUCAAACCAAAUCCUACCAGUGACAUGCAGGCCAGGAAAGACUUCAUCACGGCUAAAUACACAGAAAAGCGCUUUGCUCGGAAAAAACAUCCAGACACCUCAUCCAGACUGCAUACCUUGUGCGAUGCGGUGAAGGCACGUGACAUUUUCUCCCUCAUCCAGGUCUACGCUGAGGGAGUGGACUUGAUGGAACCCAUUCCUCUGGCUAACGGGCAUGAACAAGGAGAGACCGCCCUGCAUCUGGCGGUGAGGCUGGUCGACAGAACCUCGCUUCAUAUCGUGGACUUCCUCACUCAAAAUAGUGUGAAUCUGGAUAAGCAGACGGCGAAAGGAAGCACGGCGCUGCAUUACUGCUGUCUCACGGACAACAGCGAGUGCCUCAAACUGCUCCUGAGAGGCAAAGCUUCGAUAGAUAUCGCUAACGAGGCGGGUGAAACCCCACUGGACAUCGCCCGGAGACUCAAACAUCUGCAGUGUGAGGAGCUGCUGAACCAGGCGCUCGCUGGCAAGUUUAACGCGCACGUGCAUGUCGAAUACGAGUGGCGGCUACAGCACGAAGACCUAGACGAGAGUGAUGAAGAUUUGGAUGAGAAGUCCAGUCCCCUGCGGCGGGACGAGAGGCCGGUCAGUUGCUAUACGCCCGGCAGCUCAGUGAUGCAGCCCAUCACAGCCAAGGACAAACAACAGCGGUGCUACGUUCCAAACCUGGUCAACAAUGAGACAUACGGGACCAUCGUCAACACCAGCCCAUCCAGUGGGGUCCUGUCCACUUCAGCUCCUCCACUGCCUCCCAGAAAUAUCGGGCAGCUGACUGGUCCCAGCGGAGUUCUCCAAACUUCUCCAGCAUGGAAGCCCGGCUCCAUAGAUCUCUCAGGCAGGCAGAGAUCCUCCUCAGAUCCCCCUAACAUGCAUCCACCCGUUCCGCCUAUGCGAGUCACAUCAUCCUCCUUCGUAGCACCAGCCGCUCCUCCUCCACCUGUAUCUAAAGCAGCCGGUGUGAUGGAGGCCAUGUCCAUGCAGGGGAAAACCGGACAGGUGGCUCAGGGUCCAAGCAUCAACAGGGGAACUGCUACAAGCUCGGACAGAAGCUACAGCAAAGGGCCACCGGCGCAUUCGGACACCACAGAGAGACCAGGUAGAUGUCACAGAAACGGCUUAAUCUCAAAGGAAGUUCCUGGAUGCCCUCAAAGCUCAAGUAGUCAGUCUCUGGCUCAUGGCAACGUACCCAGGAAAACAUACCCGAAGCAGAGGCCGAAAAGGGUGAAGGCCAUCUAUAACUGCAUGGCUGAUAACCCUGAUGAGCUGACUUUUACUGAGGGUGAGGUGAUCAUUGUUGACGGAGAGGAGGACCAGGAGUGGUGGCUGGGCCAUAUAGAAGGAGAGCCGAUGAGGAGAGGUGCCUUCCCCGUCACAUUCGUACACUUCAUGGCAGAUUGACAGUCAAAGGUUUUUGGUGCUCACCCAGGCUGACCCCAUUUUACCCUCGCAUGUUUCUGACUCUGCGUUCCCGAGCUUUUUUAAUAAUCAACAUUAUCUUCUUCAUCUUCAUCAUAAAGCCCGUGCCUGUACGGACUCUUUCCAGACAGUUAGCUUCUUGCACCAGAAAGCACUGGAGGUUUCUUGUUUCGGACUCUUGUAGGUUUGAAGACUGUAAAUUGUACGUGUGCUUCGGCUCACUUUGUUUGACUAGAAAAAAAAAAUGUUAGUCAGUCAUGUUGACACGGUAAAUGCACUUUUAAAUAGUAAAAAACAAACAAAAAUG